UUGAUUUGUAUUGGUAUAAAAAGCGGCUUCCUUGAUAAGAGCAAAGUUCAUUAUAAAUAAUUAUUAUCUCUCUUAAGUGUAUACUUUUCCUGCUUAAUUUAUAUUUCGUGAACGAGGAAAUGGCUCUUAUUCCGGCUGUUACCCGACUCACCUCCUCCGUCAUCCGGAUCCUGGGGUGCAAUCCCAGUCCCAUGACGCUCCAGGGCACCAACACCUACCUGUUGGGCAGCGGGAGGAGAAGAAUCCUGAUCGACACCGGCGACGAGGACGUGCCCCAGUACAUUGAGCACCUGAAUGACGUACUGCAGCAGGAAAAGGCCUCCAUCGACACCAUUUUGUUGACUCACUGGCACCACGACCACGUAGGCGGCGUCAAGAGCAUUCUGGGCACCAAGUUGGCAGACAAGGAUUGUAGGGUUUUCAAAUUUGGGCGCACGGAUGCUCAGGAUGUGUGUCCCGAGAUUCCGGCGCACAUCAAACUCCAUCCGCUGGCCCACAACCAGGAGUUCGCCACGGAGGGAGCGAAUGUGCGGGUGGUGCACACGCCCGGACACACCACCGACCAUGUGGUGCUGGCCAUGAGCGAAGGCACACUCUUCAGCGGCGACUGCAUUCUGGGCGAGGGCACCGCCGUCUUCGAGGAUUUGUUCGAGUACAUGAAGAGCCUGGAGAAGAUAUUGCACAUCAAGCCGCAGCGCAUCUUUCCGGGCCACGGCAAUGUGAUUGAGGAACCCAUUGGCAAGAUUGAGUACUACAUAAACCAUCGAAACCAGCGCGAGCAGCAAAUCCUGCAGUUCUUUGUCCAGCGUCCCAAUGAAAACUUACAGGCCAUGGACGUAGUGCGGGUGGUCUACAAGGAGACUCCGGAAAACCUUUGGCCCGCCGCCGCCUACAACGUAAAUCACCACCUUAGCAAGCUGGAGAAGGAGGGAAAGCUGCGGCUCACCAAGUCGGAGGAUGAAGAGUUCUAUGUCUAUCAGCAAUCCAGUGCGCUCUAGAUCUGGUUUUUAUCUAUUAACGUCUUCCAGAAUUUUUAAUGUCCACAUUACAGUUUCUGUGGGUUUAGCAAUGUAAAUAUUUUGAGAUUUUGUUAAUAUAUGUUAUUAAAAAAAAUUAUGUGCAAAACUA
This is a messenger RNA of Drosophila elegans, 1128 nucleotides long. Its product is annotated as beta-lactamase-like protein 2 homolog. The coding region runs from base 120 to 998 and encodes 292 amino acids. NCBI's taxonomy places the organism in Eukaryota, Metazoa, Arthropoda, Insecta, Diptera, Drosophilidae. The transcript has 2 exons. Gene Ontology annotation, cellular component: mitochondrial matrix. Gene Ontology annotation, molecular function: RNA endonuclease activity; single-stranded RNA binding. The record is from RefSeq and is a predicted model, not a curated record.